UGAUGCCAGCUGUACAUCAGAGAUGGACAACGUACUGACUAAACUAGUUUCUGGGAGGCUCAGCACCUACGCUGCAAUCAUUCUGAUGUUUACCUACAGUCUUUUGCUGGACAGGGACUUCGAAUGCACUUGCAAACAACAAGACCUGGACUGCUAUGUUUACCUGUUUCUGCCAGUUGUUAUAAUAUUUCUCUUGAUACUCUCGACAGACAGGCCAUUUCAGGCAGUCUGUAAAUUUGUGUGUUCAUGUCCAUUUGGAUGCUGUGGAAGCUGUGAAUGCUGUAGCUGCAGUCACAGGGAAGCCACAGGUUUUAGAUUUUGCUGCCAGCCGUACAUGAUCAGGUUAUGUUGCUCUUCCAUUUGUAAGCUCCUUAAAGCAGCUUUAUUCGGUCUGCUUUGGGUUGCUUUUGUGUUAGUCGAUGGAGACUGGUAUGUUUGUUGUAAGAGUAAUCAGUCUGAGCAAGAGAAACAGGUAGCCUGCAAAAACAAGAGGAAUCUCACUGAUAACGACCAAGUCAUCAUCGCUGAACUGAUAAACGAGUCCAGGGUUAUUGGUGGAUUUUCACUCUUUGGGAUCCUUUUGCUGACAUUCAUUACGCCAUUGUUUGGAAGGAGUACAUGCUGUAGAAAAUCAAGUCAUUGCAACAGAAAAGUUCUGUAUGCCAAAAUGCUUUUGGAGGAGGAGGGGAAAGUUCUGAAAGAGAUGCUGAGGGAAUCAGCAAAAGAAGAUUUGACCAACAAAUUCAAGGACAAAAUACAUAGAAAACAAUGGGAAGAGUGUUUUGAUGUUGUCGAAGACCUGAUUAAAUCUGCUGAGGAGCCACAAACAACAGAAACCCAGGGGGAAGACCAGGAACCGACAGAGAGGCAGCCGCUUCUGUCGAACGAGGAGCCAGGUCCAUCAAGCGACCCAUAAAUGCUGGCAGACUUUGAUGGUUUACACAACAAAGUGUUGAGAAAUUCUACGUGAGCUUUAUUCAGAAAUAAUACUGAGCUUUAAUCUGUAACUGAACUGUUUAUCAGAGACGCAGCUGCAGUUUAUUUGCUUUUCUAAUUCAUAAGGCAUGGCAAGUUUAUAAGUUUAUAUGUAUAGCACAUUUCAACAACAAGGCAAUUCAAAGUGCUUUACAUAAAAGCAACAAAAGGAAAUUGAAAAAAUAAAACACAUUAUGAAAAACGGGGUAAAA
Micropterus salmoides (largemouth bass) is the source of this 1187-nucleotide messenger RNA. RefSeq lists its product as uncharacterized. The record is from RefSeq and is a predicted model, not a curated record. NCBI's taxonomy places the organism in Eukaryota, Metazoa, Chordata, Actinopteri, Centrarchiformes, Centrarchidae. Bases 23 to 916 code for a protein of 297 amino acids. The transcript has 4 exons.